This is a messenger RNA of Vespa mandarinia (Asian giant hornet), 1891 nucleotides long. RefSeq names its product mitochondrial potassium channel. NCBI's taxonomy places the organism in Eukaryota, Metazoa, Arthropoda, Insecta, Hymenoptera, Vespidae. The record is from RefSeq and is a predicted model, not a curated record.
UGUAAACUUACUUGUCCAGUGAUACCCGUGAUUAGUGCCACGCGUCUGUCAUCUCCGGUUGCCAUUUUAUAAAGAAAUAUUAAUCAAUUAAAUCUUCUUUUCGCACGCUAAAAGUCCAACCUUUUUUUCUUUCUUUCCUUAUAACAUUAUCACCGUUUAUCAGCAUUGAUAGUGAUAACGAUAAUUCAGCGAUUAAAGAUACGCCAUGUACAAUAAAAUUGUCGAUAGUUUAGCGACUCCAUUAUAAUCCAAAGUUAGAAAAAUUAGCGAUCGUUCAAAUUUACGCGACGACAGUAUUUGCCACCAAUUUAACUAAUAUUUAUGCAACUUAUGUUCGAUAUUAUCUUAAUCCAUCCAAAUCUUAUCUUAAACUAUUAUCAAUCUUCGAGAGAAUCGUUAACAUAUAGAAAAGUUUUUAAAACGUUUUAGUCCAUCUGCCUGUAAUCAGAUGGCGCGGCGAAAGAUCAAUGUAAAGUUGAUAAGUCAUAUCGGAACGUUUGUCUUAUGGCAAAACCACCAUUAUAAUUUGACAUAACAAUUUCAUAAAUUUUUAAUCGCCAUUCCAAGCACCGGUACAUUAAUAUUUUCAUUAAAAUGGCAAAUAAUAUUGAAAAAUUCAUCAAACUUAUAAACAAAAGGUUACAUGAGCAUAAAGUUUUCAACUUUGCAAACAGUUUUAAGUUAAGAAAUGUACGAGACAUGUAUAAAAAAGUACCAAAUGUAAAUGCAAUAUUCAAAAAUGCAAUGAAGAAAACGCGAAAUCAAGUUACGAAUAGUAUCAAUAAUUCUACCAUUAUACAAGAUUUGAAAGCCAUUCCAACGGAACCAGAAAAACCAUUGCCACACAGACUCGUUACUUGGUGGCAAUGGUAUCAACAAUUGGUAGGUCUACAUACUGUGGAGAAAUGCAGACAGCAAGUAGUUUUAAUACAAGAUCAUUUAUACAAAUGCCAAGAGAAGAGACGUUAUUUUCGUAAAGAAUCGUUUAUAAUAAAUAAUAAGAUGAAAGAAAUAUAUGAUGAAUUGUUAAGGAUAAAGAGAGAUGAUCCGAAAUAUGUAAGUUUAACAAUAAUGGAAAAUAAAAAUCUUCAAGAGCAAAGUGUAAUUACUGAAAAACUAACCUUAUUGGAAGAGGAAGAAAAAGAUUACUUUGUACAAUUGACAACCGCUAUUAAGGAAUAUCAUGAUGCGCAAACAAUGAAUUCUCAAAGGUACAAAUAUGUAUCUAUAUUGGCGUCUAUGAUUGCCGCUAUAUUAUCGCUAAUAUGUUCAACGAUAUAUAAUAAUAAAAGAAUAGAUGACAUGAGGAUAGCUAUAUCAGAGGUACAAGAAAACAAUAAAUCUGUCAUUACGAAAUGUUUCAAUUCUUUGCAACUACACGUCGAUGAAAAAUUAUCAACAGUAAAUAAAGAGGAAUCGCAAACUACGAAUAGAUACUCGAAUAUUGACAAAUGGGGUGUCUAUGUAAUUUCAGCCAUUUGGAUUCUAAAAGGAUUAAUCGGAUUCUGAAGAAGCUUGGUUCUUGUUAAACCAUUUCAUUCUACGUUACUUUCAGUACUAGGCACACUUGCUCAUAUUAUCAUGAUAAUAAUUUAAUUUCUCUUUUUAUUUUAUUAAAUAUUUAAUUCUGUAUUUAAUAGAAUUAUCAACAUUUUCAGAACUUUUUAUAGACUUGAGGUAAAUCUUGCAUUGGUUGAAAUACUAAUUCAAGAAACUAUUUUAUUUGCGCCCUUUUACAAGUCCUUUUUAUAAUUUAGUAUUAAUGUAUUAAACGGGAGUAUAUUUAAACGAUAUAAAGCUUCGUCUAUGUAUAUAGGUGAUUUCCUUAUGUAAUAAAUAAAUUAAAUCAAAAUAAGGAUACGCACAAUACAGAAAUUUUUUUACAAUUAAA